AAAUGUUAACCAAAAAAAAAAAAAAAAUCACCUGUUAUUUUGCCCUUUAGCUUCUUGUUCGAAAAUGGCAAGUACUGAAACAUUCAACAGUUGGGACAUUCAAAAGCCUACAGAAGCUCAAAUUAAAUCCAGCCGGAGGGGUCAUGGUGCAUUUUAGGUUCUUUCUGAAAUGGCAUCUCAAAGCCCAAUAUCCCAAACUUUUUUAUGAGUAAAACUGUGACAUCGCUUCCUGCCUGUCCUCUCUGGUUACAAGUGUGUGUGUGUGUUUGUCUUGUGUGUUCUUAUUCACAGUCACUGACAUGGUUGUGGCCUGGAUCACAGUCAUGGAGGGUAACGGAAGCAGGCUAAUUUCAAACCUCUAGUUAGCUUGAAUAGCAUGUUAGCACUCCUCAAAUAUGGCUGUGUGACUGAGUCAUGGAGGGUAAUGGAAGCAGGCUAAUUUCAAACCUCUAGUUAGCUUGAAUAGCAUGUUAGCACUCCUCAAAUAUGGCUGUGUGACUGACAAACGCUUGUCACCUUUUUGUAGUUCAUUUCAGGCUUGUUUCUUCAUAGCUUGUUACUGGAUUGAUUGACUUUCUUAACACUGUUUCUUUUUUUUAAAGGUCUUUCACGGGUACCCAAAUUUCCGGAACUUUUUGGUGGCGCCAUGUGCCCCAACAGCAGUUCACUGCAGGAGGUCCGCAACUGCAACGAGCAUGCGUGCACCGUGUACCACUGGCAGACAGGUCCAUGGGGGCCUUGCUCCGAGGACCCCUCCUCCGCGACCCUCAACGCCACCUCGGAGGGUGCGGCCGUGGGCCUUGGCAGCUGCUCCAACGGGGUCCAGACGAGAAAAGUCAUGUGUGUGCGUGUCAACGUGGGACAGGUGCCCCCUAAGAAGUGCCCAGACGCUCCUCGGCCCAGCACAGUGCGUCCGUGUCAGCUGCCCUGCAAGAAAGAUUGCAUCAUGACCCCUUUCAGUGAGUGGACAUCCUGCCCCGAUGCCUGUGAUGCAG
Messenger RNA from Hippocampus comes (tiger tail seahorse), 995 nucleotides. Its product is annotated as thrombospondin type-1 domain-containing protein 7A-like. Gene Ontology annotation, cellular component: plasma membrane. The record is from RefSeq and is a predicted model, not a curated record. NCBI's taxonomy places the organism in Eukaryota, Metazoa, Chordata, Actinopteri, Syngnathiformes, Syngnathidae. Gene Ontology annotation, biological process: actin cytoskeleton organization. The transcript is spliced from 3 exons. The annotation marks the transcript as partial.